AUGGAAAGUCCCCGACCCCAACCAUUUCGCUGUCACUCCCGUACUGUCACAGUUAUGUCAUAUGAUCGUGCCAGCUCGUACAUUAGUACUGCACUAUUCCUGCAAGUAAAACCACAAGCAAACAGCUUUCCUGGUGGUGGUGGUGGUGGUGGUGGUGGUUGUGUUGUUGGUGGUCUGGUGAAUGAAAUGGCAGGGAAUGAUUGGAUAAACAGCUAUCUUGAAGCAAUUCUUGAUGUGGGUCCUGGCUUAGAUGAAAAGAAAUCGUCUCUUUUGCUUAGAGAAAGAGGCAGGUUUAGCCCAACUCGUUAUUUUGUCGAAGAAGUUGUUUCUGGAUUUGAUGAGACCGAUCUUCAUCGCUCAUGGGUUCGGGUAUGUUCUUAUUAA
Messenger RNA from Dovyalis caffra, 384 nucleotides. NCBI's taxonomy places the organism in Eukaryota, Viridiplantae, Streptophyta, Magnoliopsida, Malpighiales, Salicaceae. The record is from the annotation of a GenBank genome assembly.